This is a messenger RNA of Pungitius pungitius (ninespine stickleback), 5429 nucleotides long. It is a transcript of the gene srgap1b, whose product is annotated as SLIT-ROBO Rho GTPase activating protein 1b. Gene Ontology annotation, biological process: negative regulation of cell migration; signal transduction. Gene Ontology annotation, cellular component: cytoplasm. Gene Ontology annotation, molecular function: protein binding. The transcript is spliced from 23 exons. Lineage: Eukaryota; Metazoa; Chordata; Actinopteri; Perciformes; Gasterosteidae. Bases 744 to 3986 code for a protein of 1080 amino acids. The record is from RefSeq and is a predicted model, not a curated record.
AUAGAAGGACAUUCUCACGUUUUUCACUAAUAUUUCUCAGCAUUAUUAACAGCUGAUCUCUUACAUUCAUAAAUGCCCAUGAUGCUCCGCGACUCAGUGGUCACCUGCGCUGUCAAUCACGUCCCUGCUCCCGCCCCCAGCGCGUACACACCCAUUUCUUCACAGGCGCUUCAUUUACUCGUUUUAUCGUCACGCGCCUUCAGCCUGGCCAGCCCGAGUACGCGCGCGCGUGCACACACGCUCCUGUGCGGCUGCACGUGUGAAAGGUUACGGCGGGGUGAGAGACGUCAUCAAACACCGUGCGGUGCGUGUCUGCGCGUGUGCCCGACUGCCCUCGCCUCCCUGCAGACCGGUGCGUGUGCGUGUGCGUGCAUGCGCGCGAGUGCAGAUGCACGUUGGCUCGAGCUGCACGAGACGAAACGGGGAAGCAUCUGCAGCUUCUCAUUUGUCUUGUUGGAGUCUUGUGCGGUUCCUCGCGAGCGCUGCGGUCACGUGCGGGUAAUUUCUCACUAAGUGUGCUUGAUUUUUCACGCGCCUGCCCCCCCCAUCCUGCUCCUCGUGGAGGUGCGGGGCCACUACCGGCUGCGGCACUGGAUGGAGCUCACGAGCAUGUGUGCGGGUGGAGCCUCGGGCGGGGCACGCGCAGGGAAAUAAACCGGGAUUUUUGGUUCUCCUCUUCUUCCUCUUCUUCUUCAUCCUCUUCUUCUUUUUCUCUCCUGCUGCGGCCGCUCCGCUGCGACGACAUGUCCAACUCCACCAAGAGCAAGAAGGACAAAGAGAUCCUCGCGGAAUACGAGAGCCAAGUGAAAGAUGUCCGGGCGCAGCUGGUGGAGCAGCAGCGAUGUCUGGAGCAGCAGACGGAGAUGCGGGUGCAGCUGCUCCAGGACCUGCAGGACUUCUUCAGGAAGAAGUCCGAGAUCGAGACCGAGUAUUCCCGAAACCUGGAGAAGCUGGCGGAGAGGUUCAUGGCCAAGACGCGCAGCACCAAGGACCACCAGCAGUACAAGAAGGACCAGAACCUGCUGUCCCCCGUCAACUGCUGGUACCUGCUGCUCAACCAGGUGAGGAGGGAGAGCAAGGACCACGCCACCCUCAGCGACCUCUACCUGAACAACGUCAUCUCCCGCCUGACGCACAUCAGCGAGGACUCGGCCCGCCUCCUGAAGAGGAGUAAGGAGAUCAUCUUCCAGCUUCAGGAGGACCUGAUGAAGCUGCUGAACGAGCUCUACACCGUGAUGAAGACGUAUCACAUGUACCACGUGGAGACUAUCAGCGCGGAGACCAAGCUGCGGGACGCGGAGCGGCAGGAGGGCCGCGUGAAGGGCCUGUCGGGGGGGGUGGAGCCCGUGUUCGGCCUGCGGAUAGAAGAGCGCCACCAGAGACGCAACGCCGCUCGCAAGAUGGAGAAGAUGAGAGAGAAGAGGAAGGCAAAGUACUCGGAGAACAAGCUGAAGACCCUGAAAGCCAGGAACGAGUACCUUCUGACUCUGGAGGCCACCAACGCCUCCGUGUUCAAGUACUACAUCCACGACCUGCCCGACAUCAUCGACUGCUGUGACCUAGGGUACCACUCCAGUCUGAGCCGGGCCCUCAGGACCUACCUGUCGGCCGAACUGAGCCUGGAGGCCUCCAGGAGGGCCGGCCUGGAGGUCCUGGAGGGGGCCGUGGAGGGCCUGGACCCGGCCCGGGACCGGCAGCGUCUGCUGGGCCUCUACCCCACGGCCUUCUGCCCCCCCCAGCGCUUCAGCUUCCAGGCUCACAUGGGCGACGCGGUGACCCAGAUCGCCUCGCAGCCGCAGCUCCAGGCGGAGCUCACCCUCCGCCUCACGCAGCUGCAGACCCGCCUGGCCUCCCUGAAGAUCGAGAACGAGGAGGUGAAGAAGACCUGGGGAGCCACCCUCACCACCCUGCAGGACAUGACGGUGCUGGAGGACUUCGACGUCUCCCACAGCUUCACCCACAGCCCGUCCUCUGAGUCGGUGAAGUCCAGCGUGUCUGACGGGUACCUGAACAAGCCCAGUCUGGCCAAGAAGAGGGCCAACCAGCAGGAGACGGAGCUCUUCUACUUCACCAAGUUCCGUGAGUAUCUGGAGGGAAGUAACCUGAUUUCCAAGCUGCAGGCCAAACACGACAUACUGAAGAAAGCUUUAGCAGAAGGAUAUAAAGCUGAGCUGCUGACCACCAGUCGUGGGCGGAAGAACUCCCACAGCAAGCACCAGGAUUCGACCAAAGCCAUCCCUCUGCUGGUGGAGAGCUGCAUCCGCUACAUCAACCUGCACGGUCUUCAGCACCAGGGCAUCUUCCGUGUGUCGGGGUCUCAGGUGGAGGUCAACGACAUCAAGAACUCCUUCGAGAGAGGUAACGACCCGCUGAUCGACGAGGAGAGCAACCACGACAUCAACUCGGUGGCCGGGGUGCUGAAGCUUUACUUCCGGGGUCUGGAGAACCCGCUGUUCCCCAAGGAGAGGUUCAACGACCUCAUCUCCUGCGUCCGCAUCGAGAACAUGUACGAGAGGGCUCAGUGCGUCCGCAAGAUCCUGCUGGGGGUCCCGAGGGCGACGCUGGUGGUGAUGCGUUACCUGUUCGCCUUCCUCAACCACCUCUCCCAGUACAGCGACGAGAACAUGAUGGACGCUGGGAACCUGGCCAUCGUGUUCGGCCCCACCCUGCUGCCCACGCCGGACGCCCUGGACCAGGUGGCCUGUCAGGCGCACGUCAACGAGGUUGUGAAGACGGUGAUCCUGAACCACGACAACAUCUUCCCGGACACCAAGGAGCUGCCCGGCCCCGUCUACGAGAAGUGCAUGACCGGAGACCAGUACUGCGAGAGUCCGUUCAGCGAGCCGGGGGCGUUGGAGGAGGCCGAGCCCGACGGCGGCACCGAGACCCAGACCAGCGACGAGGAGGGCGAGGGCGUGGAGGCCGUGGCGAGGUUCGACUACGUGGGCCGGUCGGCCCGCGAGCUCUCCUUCAAGAAGGGAGCGUCCCUGCUGCUCUUACAGCGCGCGUCACAUGACUGGUGGGAGGGGCGGCACGGCGGGCACCGCGGCCUGGUGCCCCACCAGUACAUCGUGGUGAAGGACAGGGUCGACGUCGGCUCCGAUUCGCUCAGCCAGAAGAACGACAGCGACGGCGGAAGCAGCAGCACCGAGGACAAGAGAAGCCGGAGCGAGCUGAGCUCCCCCACCGACAUCCGCCCUCUUGAGACCUACAACAGGUCUGUGAUUCACCGGAGGAAGCGGACCGACGGUUUGUUCCGCCGCCCCCUCGGCCGUUCCAACGACUCUCACUGCCACGGGAACGGGGGGGUGAUGGAGCGCAGCUCGCCCCCCGUGACGGGUCACUUCAGCCCCAGGGACCUGCUGCUGGGGCGGGGCCAGGGAGUGACUCCGCCCCUCGACAGCCCGGAGCGCCGCCGACGCUCCGCGGCCAGCGUGACCAUGACGGUGAGCCGGCACGACUCGCUGCGGAGGCCGGAGGACACGCCCAUCUGCCGCUCCAGCAGCGGGCAGCACGGCUUCAGUGACCCCCACCGCUCCAGAGCCAUGGACCCCGACACGCUGGCCCAGGACAUCGAGGAGACGGUGACCGUGGCCCUGGGGGAGUUCAGGCAGCUGGAGCGUCAUGGCUGCCGGCCGGCCCCCGACGUGGUGCUGGACACUCUGGAGCAGGUGAAGAACGGGCCGAGCACCACCUGCUCCUCCGAGUCCCCCAGCCCCCACAGCACGCCCAGCACCCCAGGGACGCCCGGCACCCCGAGCCCCCUCAGCCCCCUGAGCCCCCUGAGCCCCAUGAGCCCGCUCCCCGGGCCUCCGCCGGGCCCCCCCCGAACCACCAACCCCUCCCCCGACACCCUGGGCUCCUUCAAACCGGCCCGCAUGGGGGCUCCGCUGCGCCCCCCCGCCCUCAAGCCCAAACCCGCGGUCCCGCCCAAGAGCAGCACCCCGCCCCCGCCCCCGCCCCCGGACAAGUCGUGCACCAUGUGAUCCGAAGCGGGCCAGAAGGAGAUCAGGGUUCCACUGAAUGAGGGUUUGAUGUAGUAACAUAAUAUAACGUGUGAUAUUCUACGUGUCGUCAGGUCGCCGUGUACCUUGCUGUGUAGGAGUUUACUUUCUCCGUGUGUUGAAGCAUUUAUCAAAGGUUAGCUAGAAGAGACACAGGAAGUGAAGGGGGGGUUAGUUCAGCUCCAGUGAAAAUGUAGUUCCAGUAACGUGAAUGUUGGCUGUGUUGUCAUGGCGAUUCUCCAAAAAGAAAAAAAGAAAAAAAGCUGCUGUUUUCCUACGAAUAAACGAAGCGACUCCAGAUCAGCUGCUGCAUCCGACGCCGUCGCCGCGGCAACAAGACGUUCAGCGACCGCUGUCGGUCAUUUUUUGAUUUUCCUGCUGCUAAACCCGUUUAUCGAAUGUCUCCAGAGCCCCAACGACUGUUCGCCAUCGACUGAAUGUUCGGCGAGUUUCUGCCGCCAAUCGCCACGGCAACGAGUGCUACCUUUUUAAAAUAUGGCCUUCUUGUGUUUCCGCUUUGUGUUCAGGGCGGCGCCCUGGGACCUAUGGUUUAGUGUGUGUGUGUGUGUGUGUGUGUGUGUGUGUGUGUGUGUGUGUGUGUGUGUGUGUGUGUGUGUGUGUGUGUGUGUGUGUGUGUGUGUGUGUGUGUGCGUGCGUCCUGCCUCUGUUCUUGUUCGUGGGGAGUCGUGAUGUUUGAUAAUUCAUGCGCCUCGAGUGCCACAACACGCCAAGUGCAAAAAGCAUGCCACGUAGUGUGUGUGUGUGUAUGUGUGUGUGUACACACACACUGAUGUACCUGCUAGUCAACCUUAAGAAUUCACAAUAAGCUAACAGGGUGGGGGAGGGGGGGCUUCUGUGUGUAAACUUCCCCAAAAACAACAAAAAACUUGAAAAGCACACUGAAUGUGGAACACAUCUCUCUGUGUGUGUGUGUGUGUGUGUGUGUGUGUGUGUGUGUGUACAUGUGAAAGUGCCUUUUUUUCUUUUGAAUCCCUGUCUGUUCUUUUUGUUAUGGGGGGGGGGGUGAACCCACUCACGCAUGUCCUGAACGAGGAGCAGCAGCACUCUGAAUGAAUUACUCAUAAAGUGUUUAGUAGAUUACUGAAUUAUGAAUUCUAGCAUUAACCCAUUGUGACUUUGCACUUUGAUGUAUAAUAGGACUCGUGUACUCGGCAUGUAGCACCACGACUGUUGGUGCUUUUUAACUCAUAUCGGGACGUUUGCUUUUUCAGUUGAAUGUGUUUCAUGGUUUAAAAGCAGAGACGUGGUUUUCUGUCUAUUGGGUCCGUCGGUAUUUAAGAACCGAGCUUCGCUAAAGAGAUGAGCUCAUAUAGCCAAAUGAAUGGAAUCAAUGUGUUGUAUUUAUAUUAUAAAUAAACCCGGAAUAAAUUAGCAUUCAAGUCAUCACCAGUUUUCUUCUUUCAA